This is a messenger RNA of Mesitornis unicolor (brown roatelo), 1116 nucleotides long. RefSeq names its product RCSD domain containing 1 (gene RCSD1). Gene Ontology annotation, molecular function: phosphatidylinositol phosphate binding; retromer complex binding; actin filament binding. The annotation marks the transcript as partial. Gene Ontology annotation, biological process: retrograde transport, endosome to Golgi; skeletal muscle contraction; protein localization to endosome. The transcript is spliced from 5 exons. The record is from RefSeq and is a predicted model, not a curated record. Gene Ontology annotation, cellular component: early endosome; WASH complex. NCBI's taxonomy places the organism in Eukaryota, Metazoa, Chordata, Aves, Mesitornithiformes, Mesitornithidae.
AACAGGCCAGCAGAGACCAGCUCAGAGGUGGAUAAGUCAGCAUCACCCUCGGUGGCUCAGCUAGCAGGGAAAUUCAAAGAGCAAGCAGCCAGUAUCACUGGAAAAGAGGUACCACCACAUAAGCCAACUAGGAGGAAACCACCAUGCUCUCUUCCAUUGUAUUCCCACAAAACCGAGACAAGUGACAAUGAUGAGCAAAAGCGGUCUCCAAAUGCUUGCCCCAUUCCCAAGGUCAAGGUGAAAAGCUCUCCCAUGAUUGAAAAGCUGCAGGCCAAUCUGGCUUUUGCUCCAGCUGCUCUGCUGCCGGGAGCAUCUCCCAAAAGCCCUGGUCUGAAAGCCCUGGUUUCUCCGUUCAGCACCCCUCCCUCAACGCCCAGCAGCCCAGGGAUUCAGUCCCAGCCCAAUGAAGUGAAUGAGACGCCGGUCAGCUUUGAUCAACCCCCGGAAGGCACCCAGCUGCAAUUCUAUAACAAGGUGCGAACACGGGGAUCAAUAAAGCGCAGGCCUCCCUCCAGGAGGUUCCGAAGAUCUCUGUCCGAGUAUGGAGAUGGGGAAGAUUUAGGGGUCAAUGUCUCCUCUCCAGAAAAUGGUGCCAAGGAAGAUGGGGAUGAGGUGUUUGGGCCCAAGGGCAAGACAGAGGAGGCAGAAACAGGGAGCAAAGAACAAAAGAAACAGGCAGCUUCUGAUGAGAAGCCCCCAUCAAGGAGAGGAUCCCACAGAUCAGAAGAUGAAGAAAAAGGAGGAAAACAGGCGGAGGAAAUGUCUCCUUGCAAGAGUAAUUCCGGUGAAAUAAAGGAGGAGAAGGUGUGUCGUAGUGCCCCAGGGGAGGAGAACUCUUGCCAGCCUCCCUCUGGAGACAAGGAGGAGAAGGUGUGCGAGGGUCCCCAAGGAGAAGAGCAGGAAGGCAGUGCCUGUGAACAGGAAAAGGGGGGCAAGAAGAGGGAAGAAGAUGAAACUGAAGCUGAAGCGAAGGAGACCAGUGAGAGCACGGACACACAAAGAACACCAGACACUGAAGAAACACCACUGGCACCUGAACCACUGCAGGACACAGUGGGCUUAGGGACUGCCAGUGAGCCUUCAACAUCAGCCACGCAGGACCAAGGCACAGCAUAA